AGAGUUUGAACUUUGAAGAGAGAGAGAGAGAGAGAGAGAGAGAGAGAGAGAGAGAGAGAUGGAGGGUGAGAUGUACUAUCCAAGCUACACCUUAGAGAGAGAGAUGAGCAACUUCAUCAAGGUAUGGAUUUCAGUAGUUGUUUGUUUAUGCUACUGCUAUUUUUCAGCCAAGUUUGUCCCCAAAGGUAUGCCCAGGCUUUUCUCAAUCGUCCCUAUUGUCUCUCUCUUUCUCGCCCUUCCUCUCAAACUACACUCCCUCCACCUCGGUGGCACCACUGCUUUCGCCAUAGCCUGGCUUUCCAAUUUCAAACUCCUCCUUCUUGGCUUUGGCAAAGGCCCUCUUUCCGACCCUUCUCUCUCUCUCCCCCACUUCAUUGCCAUUGCUUGUUUCCCUAUCAUCAGGAUCCAGCAGCAAAACCCACCACCAAAUUCACCUUCAAAUCAAGAAAAAUCACUAGAUCAAGAUGAUGGCCACAACAGCCAAACCCCACCUCCAAAUGGCCAUAAUAUUGGAGAAAACCGGCCGUAUAAUCCCAGAAUCACGCAAAAGGCGGGACACACAUCGGUUUGGAAUUACGCUGUAAACGGUGUUCUUGUAGCCUUGUUUUUACGUGUUUACCAGUAUAGUGACCACAUACACCCAAAGGGCAUGUUGGUCAUUUACUGCAUCCAAAUCUACCUCACGUUGAAAAUCAUACUUGGCACUGCUGCAGCCGUGGCUCGAGCCGUAUUGGGGUUAGAGCUCGAGCCGCAGUUUGACAAGCCGUACCUCUCGACCUCUCCCCAAAACUUCUGGGGUAAGAGAUGGAACCUCGUUGCAUCCCGAAGCCUGCGUUCCACUGUAUACGAGCCGGCCCUGUGCAUAUCGGCACGAGUCAUACGCCGGAAAUGGGCGUCGCUUCCGGCCGUCAUGUGCACGUUCGUAGUCUCGGCCCUAAUGCACGAGAUAGUGUUCUACUAUUUGGGCCGCUCGCAGCCGACGUGGGAGAUUACAUGGUUCUUUCUUCUCCACGGGGCGUGCGUGGUGGUGGAGAUUUGGAUCAAGAAGUUGGUUAUGGGCAGGUGGGGGUUGCCUCGGUUGAUCUCAACGCCGAUGACCCUCGGGUUCGUGAUGGUUACUGGUUAUUGGCUGUUUUUCCCGCAGUUGUUGAGGUGCAAAGCCGAUGCCAGAGCGUUUGAAGAGUAUGCAUUUUUGGGAGGGUUUGUGAAGGACGUCGUUGCUGGUGUUGAGGAUUUGCAGUUCUUGUUUACAGCUUGAAUGCAUGGAAGAUCUUAAUUCCCAUAGAGUUCAGUUCAAUAAUUAUACGUUUCUAGUAAUUAAUUAUUCAGUGUUUUUGGUCUCUACCACGUGAUGCUUCAAGCCUUCCCGGACCAAACAUUUGAGGCCCAUGCACUUUAUUUUUAUGUUAGACCCGGUCAAUAAUCGACAGGCGAUGAAUACAUAGUAUAAACAGUUAGUCAUAUGUUUCUUGUUUGCAGUGGUUAUGUUGUCAUCUGUGUUUUAAGUUCAAUAUAUAUAUAGUUAUGAAUUUAGUAAUAA
Molecule: messenger RNA, 1540 nt
Organism: Rhododendron vialii
Lineage: Eukaryota; Viridiplantae; Streptophyta; Magnoliopsida; Ericales; Ericaceae
Product: acyl-CoA--sterol O-acyltransferase 1-like
Exons: 1
Coding region: 59-1258 (399 amino acids)
Biological process (GO): lipid metabolic process
Source: RefSeq, a predicted model, not a curated record